CCCCAAGGCUGCUCCAUGGAGACUCUGUGUCCUCCUCCCCGCCUGGCAGUGCCUGCGUCCCCGCGGGGGUCUCCCUGCUCGCCCACGCCCCGGAAACCGCGUCGGGGGACCCCGGAGUUCUCUCCGCUGUGCCUGCGUGCCCUCGCCUUCUGCGCCCUUGCCAAACCCCGGCCGUCCGCCCUGGGCCUGGGGCCUGGAGAGCUGGCGCCGCGGACCCCGGUGCUGCUGGGCCCCCCGGCCUCGCCAUGCACCGGCGGCAGGGCCGUGGACAGUCUGAAGCACCUCGGGGGACAGGCCGGGCGACCGAGCGACGUGAGCUCCGCGGCCCGCGAGGAUGCAGGAAUCGCGGUGUGCCCAGGCGGCGAAGUAGAGGAAGAGGGCGGAGGCGGCUUCCCGCACUUCGGUUCUGGUUCCUGCGCACCUCCCGGUUGCUGCCCUGCUCCCCGGCGUCCUCGGGAUUUUCCGACCAGCUCCGCCUGGUCCCCACCCAGGCCAGCCCCGAGUCUGGAGUUCCAGCCUGAUGCAGCUAGCAGUCCGCCUCAUGAGCCCAGCUCCCAGCCUCCUCCGCCACCUGCGGGCCUCUCCCCGGAACCUGCGUCUCCGGAGCAGCCUGUGCCGGCCUCGGCGGCUGCAUCGGGUGGAGACCCUGCCCCGGCCGCGCCCGAGGCACCCGCGCUCAGCCCUUCGACGGCAGACGCAGCACCAGACGCGCCCAGUGAUCUCCGCCAGGAACAUUUCAAUCGUCUGAUCCGCCGCUCGAAACUUUGGUGUUAUGCGAAGGGCUUCGCCCUGGACACUCCAAGUUUGCGCCGAGGGCCCGAGCGGCCGGCAGCCAAAGCCCGGGUAGCAGCCAAGAAACGCCGGCGGCCAGCGCCGCCUCCGCGCGGAGUGCAGCCCCGCCGGCCCGUCCCGACGCUCCCCACCUCGAGCACCUUUAGCCUCCUCGCCUGCUUUCCCUGUCCACCAGCCCUGGUGGUGGAGGAGGACGGAGACUUAGGGCCGGCUUCCUCGCUUCGCCUCCAGGGAGACGAAAAGCCUCCGCCUGCCCACCCGCUGUGGAGGUGGCAGAUGGGAGGACCCGCUGUCCCCGAGCCCCCGGGCCUCAAAUCCUGGUGGGUCAACUUGGAAGAACCCUGAGCUUUAGACCUCUUCUCCGGGUUGGGGCCCCGGGCAGUCUGAGGACUCCAGGAGGGAGCCUUGAUUCUCAGAUUUGUCUGUCUUUUUGCGUUUUAUGGACUGUGUGCCGAGGAACCGCAAAUGACAGUGAUCUUCAAGCACCUGAGAGGUCGGGGUGAUAGUCCCUCAUCGCGACCAAUGAACCAAGGGAUGGCUUCCGGAAAAGCCUUAACUGUAGAAGGCUGCAUGACCAGCUCCAUCCCUGCCCUCUCAGCGGGCGACCCAGGGUCUUUAUACCCCAGGGGAGCCAGGCGGCGACUGCCCAGAGACCAAAAGAAAGGGACGAGGGAAGGACCUUGGUGAUGGACAAACCGGUUGUUUCCGCGUUUGAGGGCCAGUUCAGGGACGUGGGGUUGCUGUGGGGUGGGAAAGUGAUUGACAACUCCCUGGGGGCAUCCUCUACCCCCCACGGUUCAGACCUUUAACCCUUUACACCCCCUUUCCUGUUCCUAGUCCUCUCCCCAAGUUCAGGUGAUUCUCCCGUUGAUGAGAGCCUCAGUCUCAACCAGCAGGGUUGAGCAACUUUACCCUUUUGUCCAGUUUUUGGGGUUUCCCUUGCCAUAAGGUUUGAUGAGUGGAAGAGUCCUCCAGCCCCACUUCCCUCCUCCCUUAAAGAGGAGGGCAGAGGGCCUAGUUGUGUGGCCCAAGGCUGGUUUAUCCUGGGGAACGGGCCAAAAAUUCCCUGGGAAGAUAUUGGAAGGUGGAAGAAAUCAAUAAAA
Molecule: messenger RNA, 1895 nt
Organism: Microtus ochrogaster (prairie vole)
Lineage: Eukaryota; Metazoa; Chordata; Mammalia; Rodentia; Cricetidae
Gene: Epop
Product: elongin BC and polycomb repressive complex 2 associated protein
Biological process (GO): neuron fate commitment
Source: RefSeq, a predicted model, not a curated record